Messenger RNA from Epinephelus fuscoguttatus (brown-marbled grouper), 2200 nucleotides. Its product is annotated as sodium- and chloride-dependent GABA transporter 2-like. The coding region runs from base 62 to 1711 and encodes 549 amino acids. Gene Ontology annotation, biological process: sodium ion transmembrane transport. The transcript is spliced from 14 exons. The record is from RefSeq and is a predicted model, not a curated record. NCBI's taxonomy places the organism in Eukaryota, Metazoa, Chordata, Actinopteri, Perciformes, Serranidae. Gene Ontology annotation, cellular component: membrane.
GUUAUGGGGAUGGGGCUGUAAUGAUAAGUGACUGCAUGCAGCAUAAUGUUAUUCACAGCUUAUGGAGACUGACAGGAGGGAGAGCAACUUCACACCACAACCAGAAGGUUAUAAAGGUGCUUUCUUUAUUCCUUACAUCCUAUUCCUUGUGGCCUGCGGCAUCCCUCUGUUUGUACUGGAGGUAUCGCUGGGCCAGUACACCAGUCAGGGAGGAAUCAUGUGCUGGAGAAAGGUCUGCCCCUUGUUUGAAGGCCUGGGAUACGCCAGCCAAAUGAUCAUUUUCUAUGGAUGUAUCAGCUACAUUGUGAUCUUAGCCUGGGCUUUUCUCUAUUUCUUUUCUUCCUUCUCUGGCGAGCUGCCAUGGGCCACCUGUAAUAACACAUGGAAUACAGAUUCUUGUGUGAUAUUGAACAACUAUAAUACCACUGCUAACUGGACCUCGCCUGUGAAUGCGUCAUCAUCUGUAAUAGAGUUUUGGCAACGACGGGUGCUAAAUAUAUCCACUGGCAUAGAGGCCUUGGGAAGCAUACAGUGGGAACUUUCUUUGUGCCUUCUCCUGGCCUGGAUCAUCUGCUACUUCUGUGUCUGGAAGGGAGUGAGAUCCACAGGGAAGGCUAGCUACUUCACAGCCACAUUCCCCUACGUCAUGUUGUUGGUGCUGUUCCUCAGAGGAAUGACCCUUCCUGGAGCCUUUCUUGGUAUCAAGUACUACCUGUACCCCAAUCCUGCACGGCUCACUGACCCACAGGUUUGGAUGGAUGCGGGAACCCAAAUAUUUUAUUCUUAUGCCAUAUGUCUGGGAUGCCUGACUACGCUUGGGAGCUUCAACAAGUACAACAACAACUGUUACAGAGACUCCUUCUAUCUUUGCUUGCUGAACAGCGGGACCAGCUUUGUAUCCGGCUUCGCCAUCUUCUCAGUUCUGGGCUACAUGUCACAUAAACAGGGUGUUGACAUUUCUUCAGUUGCUGAGUCAGGCCCUGGCCUUGUGUUUAUAGUCUACCCGCAAGCUGUGACCCUUCUGCCCUGUCCUCAAGUUUGGUCCGUGUGCUUCUUCACCAUGAUCAUCUUGUUAGGAAUAGACGGACAGUUUGUUGGCCUUGAAAGCAUCAUGACCUCUCUGUCAGAUGUCUACCCUUCCCAGAUCCGAAAAGGAUAUCGCAGAGAGCUUUGUCUGAUGCUGAUCUGUGCUAUUAGUUAUAUGUUUGGCCUCCUCUUGGUGUCACAGGCUGGCGCGUAUAUUCUGCAGAUCUUUGAUCACUAUGUAUGCAGUGGUCCCGCUCUUCUCCUGAUGGCAAUCUUUCAGUCAGUAGUUAUUGGAUGGAUUUAUGGUGCUGAACGCUUCUCGGACAACAUUGAGGACAUGAUUGGGUACAAACCUCUGUCACUGAUCAAGUACUGCUGGAUGUAUGGCACCCCUCUUGUUUGCAGUGCCACUCUUGUGUUUUUGCUGCUGAGAUACACCCCUUUGAGGUUCAACAACUCCUAUGUGUAUCCUUCGUGGGCAUACUGGAUCGGCUGGUUUCUGGCCAGUUCUUCUCUUACAAUGGUUCCGCUGACCAUGCUCUGCAAACUGGCCAAAGGAAAAGGGACUCUCUGGCAGCGUCUCAAGAAAAGCUCCCAACCGGCAGAGGACCUUCCAGUGAUGGCAAAGGAAAUUGUGAGAAUCAACGCCUCACUGUGUGUCCCUGGUAAUGGACAAAAUGUGUAAUGAAAUGCCAGUCAUUGAGGUCUGGAUUUUUUAGCCUAUUCACUAAAACUUUUACGUUAUAUAGGUAGGGUAUUUCUGUAGAUAUAGAUUGUUAAGAUAGCCACUGUUUACAUCAGAUGUUAUUACAAUGAACUUAAUGAGACUUUGGAUUGGAGUGGUUUGAAUUAUUUAUAAUCCAUCACAGUGAACAAAAUGAUGGAUUAGUAUGAUAAAAUAAUCAGGUUCCAAGUUUUGCCUGAAAACAUUAAGUACAUAAGCUAUGACUCUAGUGCAGAGGUUCUCAACUUUUUUUCCACCAAUACAAGAUAAAGAAUAUACUUGGGCCUAUUUCUUUACGCUUAUAUAGUCUAAGAACAACACAAGAGAAAUAUAUUCAAAAGAUAGUAGACAUACAUUUAUAAUAUUUGCACCAUCUCAACAUGGAAAACCCAUAAAAUAAUGCAAUAGAGUGCUGAAGUCACGCCCCUUCCGGUAGAGCUCAUGGGACCU